UUCGUUUGACCCAAACAAACGCCGCUCAGCGUUCACACACGUGACAACUUUUAGGAUUAUAGUGUUUUCGUCGUAUUGCCUGCUUUCGUCUUUUGAAAUGCAGUUUCAGUAACCGUCGUAAAGUUGUACGAAGCUGAGGACUUGUGCCUAGCUCGCUAGCUAGCUAGUUUGCCGGGUGACUGUAAAAACUGUAUGAUGCUGCUCACACAGAGGUGUUUUCAGUGUGUGACAGCGGUCAGAAACACACGCGUUAAACUGCAGCUCAGCGCCGCCGUUAUAAGAUGGUGCUCCACGGUUCAGGGGGAAGUGAGGGUCAGGUUUGCACCCAGUCCGACAGGUUUCUUACACCUCGGAGGCCUCCGAACUGCUCUCUAUAAUUACAUCUUUGCCAAGAAGUACGGAGGCUCGUUUAUCCUGCGACUGGAGGACACUGACCAGAGCAGGCUGGUGCCUGGAGCUGCAGAGUCCAUAGAGGACAUGCUGGAGUGGGCCGGUGUACCUCCAGAUGAGAGUCCUCGUCAAGGUGGCCCGGUGGGUCCUUACCUGCAGUCUCAGAGAUUAGACCUCUACAGUCAGACAGCCCAGCAGCUUGUGGAGAGUGGUCAUGCCUACUACUGUUUCUGCACCCCUCAGAGACUUGACCUGCUCAAAAAAGAGGCCUUGCGGUCUGGACAGACACCUAGGUAUGAUAACAGGUGUCGUCACCUGCGGGCCAAGCAGGUCCAGGAGAAACUGGCUCAUGGAGUGCCACAUGUGAUCAGGUUUCGUCUGGAAGCAGGCGUCGAGGCCUUUCAGGACCUGGUCUUUGGAUUGAAUCAUCAUGACGUGGCCCAGGUGGAGGGAGACCCUGUAGUGAUAAAAGCAGAUGGUUUUCCUACCUAUCACCUCGCAAACAUAGUGGAUGAUCAUUACAUGAGGAUCAGCCAUGUGCUGCGUGGGUCUGAGUGGCUCAUCUCCACCUCCAAACAUCUCCUCAUGUACCGUGCUCUUGGAUGGAAGCCGCCCACGUUUGGACAUCUGCCGCUUUUGAUGAACAAAGACGGCAGCAAGCUGUCCAAAAGGCAGGGGGACAUAUUCAUUCAAAAAUUCCAGAGAGACGGAGUCCUGCCGGAGGCUCUGCUGGAUAUCACAACCAACUGUGGAUCCGGAUUCAACUCCAAUCGAAUUGGGCGGAGGAUAGAUGAACUGAUCUCUGAGUUUAAUCCUUCAAAGAUCACAACACAUUCUGCUCUGUUAGACCUGGAAAAACUACCAGAGUUCAACAGAAUUCACCUGCAACACCGCAUUGAGGAUGAGGAGCAGUGCCAUUCGUUGAUAAAAGAUCUGCAGGAACAGAUCCAACAGACCUAUACAGCAGAGAUCCAGGAUAACGAAGUACUGCAUGACGAUUAUAUCAGGCGGGUGCUACAUCUUCGCAAGGGCCACAUAUCCUCCCUGAAGGAGCUUGUUAGUCCUGCUUACGCUUACCUGUGGGUGCGUCCUUCCUUCUCCAGCCAGCAGGUGGCAGCACUCACUGCAGAGGCCCAGCACAUUGCUUCAUUAGUACUCAAAUUAAUAGCUGAACGAGGCGAGGAGCUGGAAGUGGAUCGACUCAGUGACGAUCUGAAGACUUUGGCUAAGCAGACCAAAGCCACCAAAUACAGAGAAGUGAUGAAGCUGUUACGUCUGGCCCUCAGCGGCCUGCAGCAAGGGCCCAGUGUAGCGGAGAUGAUGGUGUCUUUGGGGCCUGCAGAGAUCAGCCAUCGAUUCCAGAAACUUGUGCUGCUCUCGGAGUCUAGUUAAAGACCGGACAGCCUGUCACCUCCCAGGCUGGUGGGAACCUGACGCAGACUGGAGCUGCUGUAUGUUAAGGAUUACAUGCAACCGCUUGGUGAUUCUGCCAAAGCUAACAGGGACACAUUCAAAAUGAACUGCACCCCGCUGAUAUAAGUUAAACAAUACUUGAAUUAUUACAAAUGUUUUAUAAAAGAGAUGGAAACUGUUUUUACUCACAUGGUCUGUUUGUUUUAUUCAGUUCUGUGAGACUUUACAGGAGCAGAUGACCCAACAGGCUACAGAUGGGAAGUACCUUGGUAUUUUUAUGCAAAUGUUCUUGCACUUUCUCCUCUAAAUCAUUUUUUUUAACGAACUACAACAGACAGAUGUGUGUGCAUUCACAAGGAAAACAUGGAGUCAUGAAUACCAAACUCUUUUGCUUUAAGGCAGUCCUGUGCUGGAUGCAUUUAAGAAAAGUAUUAGAUGAUUUUGAGUGAAGCAAAAGCAUUUUUAAGUAGUAUUUUUGCUACUCAAUAUGUCCACUUCACUACAGUUCAGAAGCAAAUAUUGUAGUUUUUACUCCACUACAUUUGUUUGACAGCUGUAGUUAAUAAUUUCUUCACUGUUUAAGAUUUUACAUCCUGAAUUAAACUACUGACAGUAGUUAAAACUAGCUCCAAGUUCAACCAGCUACAACAGUAAAAUGCUGUUUUCACAAUAAUGCAACUGUGGUAAGAAUUCAGUAAUAUAAUACAUAAUAAUGCAACACUGACAGGGGUCAGUUAUAAGUUUGAUAAGUACAUUUGCUUUUUUUUUUUUUGAUACUUGUAGUAUUUUACAGUGCAAACAUACUCCAAAAUACUACUAUUAAGUAAAUGAUACUUCACCACUGUUGAGCCAUAAAGGCAUAAAAAUUCGCAAACAAUACUGGAAAGGCUUAAAGUGUAACUUGCAGGGAGGAAGUAUUCAGACACUUAAUUAAAGAAGCAACACCAAACUGCAGAACUGCUCCUAAGUGCCACUUAAAACAGCGAAAAGUGGAAGCAGUCAAGCAUUAUCAGCAAAGUGUAUGAAAAAUAGUACUCAUUAUGCAGCAGAAUGGCCUCAGUGAGAGAUAGAUAUUUAAUAUUUACAUAUUACUACAGUUCAUUAAAAUAUAAUCAGUGGUGAAAGUAUGUUUGAACACUAAAGUACUGUACUUAAGUACAAUUUUGAAGUACUUGUACUUGACUAUUUCCAUUUUCUGCAACUUAAUACUUGCAUGCCACUACAGUUCAGAGGCAGGUAUUAUACUUUGUACUCCACUGCAUUUAUUGAGGACUUUACAAUAUAAUACGUUAUUUUAGAAGCUUGUCAUAUGUUUUGUGUCUAAAAUCAUAAUCUAGUGUAAACAAAACACAGUAGAAAUAAGA
Chelmon rostratus (copperband butterflyfish) is the source of this 3167-nucleotide messenger RNA. RefSeq names its product glutamyl-tRNA synthetase 2, mitochondrial (gene ears2). Gene Ontology annotation, biological process: glutamyl-tRNA aminoacylation. The record is from RefSeq and is a predicted model, not a curated record. The coding region runs from base 193 to 1782 and encodes 529 amino acids. The transcript is spliced from 10 exons. Lineage: Eukaryota; Metazoa; Chordata; Actinopteri; Chaetodontiformes; Chaetodontidae. Gene Ontology annotation, molecular function: tRNA binding; glutamate-tRNA ligase activity; zinc ion binding.